AUGUCUGCAGCGCAGACUCAGAAUGACCGGGAGCAGUGCUGGGGUUGUCUAGAAUCGCUCGGCCUCAGCCAGAGGGAGCUGGUUCUAGCGGAGGCCCUGCAGAUGGAAUAUGAUGCUCUUGCCCGCCACCGACAAGACAAGGGCCCAGCAAAUACUCUACCCACUUCAACCAAGUCAUCACCCGCAAAGAGCGAGCCUUCCCUGCCUAGACAUGUUCCCAGUCCUCCUUGGAAUAAUUUGCAGCAGUGUGUCACCGGAUCUGAGCCCAUGCUCAACCACGUCCAACCCGGGGUGUCGAACUUAUCACAAUCCAGCAGUGAGUCUCACGGAUUUAGUAAGGAGCCUCGUUACAUUCUGGAUGAAUGGAAAAGUGACUUCGAAGGAACGUCGCAGUUGCUGUCAAAAGGGCUGCCGUCUCUAGAUGAGCCUCCGCCACCAGUACCGCCCAGAAAUCCCAUCCCACAGAGCGAUCCAUUCAUUGUCCAUCGAAGCUCAGCCCCACGAGAUGUCAACUUGUUCACUCCUGAGGUGGACCAGCCCAAGCUUUCCUUCGGAGACACUCUGAACUACGACAACCUCAAUGACUCCCUGAGCAAGCUAAAUGGGGAUUGGCUUUCACCUAAUAGAAGCCGGAGUGAAAAGGGGGACAAAUCAGGGAAGGCAGUAGCUCGCAGUAACACCCUUCCUCCUCAGAUUCCUCCCCGCACUUAUCUUCCAGCGCAAAAGAGUACUAGAAGCCAACGAAGAGUAUCAGUUGAUCCGGUAUCUUUGGGGUCCAGGCCUAAUGGCUUUGGUUACGAGCUCUUUCAGGUUUCUGAAGAGAGGGAUGAAGAAGUGGCGGCCUUCUGUCAUAUACUUGACUUACUACGAUUGGCAUACCCAUGCAAUGACUACUCCAAAAAUGCCGGCUUUGUUUGGAGUCCAUGUGUGGCACAGGAUGAACUGCAGCAGGGCCUGGGGGUCAGCAUAAAGGUCACGGUUUACAGUGACCACUUCAGAGAACCACUCACAUUCUCUUGUGAUGGAUCUUCAACCAUAGACCUGAUCAUUUACCAGACUCUCUGUUAUGCCCAUGAUGAUCUGGAUAUGAUUGAUGUGGAUGACUACCUGCUGAAAAUCUGUGGCCAGGCAGAGUUCCUCAAAAACACUCAGACUCUGGCGAGCUUUGAGUACAUCCAGCAGUGUCUGAAGUUUGACUGGGACAUUCAACUCAUUCUUACCAAACGGAGUUCUGUCAACAUGGAGCUGGGCCGAACGCCAGAGGAUGAUGAUACUCCAUCCACCAUGAACCAAAGUAUUCUACUGCAAGAGAGGCCAAUCAAGCAGACCGUGACCAGGGAGGCACUGACUCUUCUCCUGGAUACCUUUCACAAUGAGGCCGAGUCGUUCCUUUUAUCAGAGGUUGAGCUGCUGUUGCAUGUGGAGCGGUUAGUGCAGUCUGUGAAGGCUUUGUGUACUUCUCUAGCAGCUGUUGAAACACCUGACAUCACUGCUGCCCUAAACCAGCUGCCAGCCUGCCCCUGCAGACUACAGCCUAAAGUGCAAAAGGAUGUCAGUGUCUUGGCGAAGAGGGAAAACAGAGUGGCAAUUGUGGAGAAGUUGACUGCAGCCAUCUUGGAUCUUGUGGAGUUGUACUGCAGCACUUUCAAUGCUAAUUUCCACACCAUGCCACACAGCAGCAGAUCCACAGCCCCCAUACAGGAAGCUGGCAUGGUCACCAACGUGCUUUCCUUCAGCGUUUACGCGGCUCAUCGCAUCCCUAUCACAUGGGCUGCCAGCUAUGAAAAUUUCUUCCUGUCCUGUUCUCUUACCCAUGGUGGAGUGGAGCUUUGUGCCCCCCAGCACACCAGUAAACAGUCGGUCAGCAAAUAUCUCUUCCACCUGGUGGUGUGGGACCAGAGAGUUUGCUUCCCCAUCCAGAUCAAUCAAUUGCCAAGGGAGUCACAGUUGACUGUGACGCUAUAUGCCACCACUGUACCUCCCCCUGGAGGUGCGGAGGAGAAGAGCAAGCAGAAACGCAGCAUUGAGGCUUUGGGUUGGGUCACCAUGCCCUUAUUCAACUUCAGACAUGUUCUAACGUGCGGGAGGAAGCUGCUGGGUCUCUGGCCUUCAACCCCUGGCAGUGGAAACGCUCGUUCCAGCAUACCCAACUUCAGCCAGCCAGACAGUGUCAUCCUUCAGGUGGACUUUCCCACUUCUUCUUUCGAAGUGCGCUUCAGCACCCCCCCUCCUGCAGAAUUCAGCCCCCAGUACGAGUUCUCCCGCCUGGACCAGCUCAGCCAGAGGCAGCUACAUGAUGUCUUGCACAAGAAGUCCCUUUUCUGGUUGGCUCCAGAGGACCGGCGUCUGUUGUGGGAGAAGCGUUAUUUCUGCCACGUGGAAGCCAGUCGUCUGCCGCUGGUCCUGGCCAGCGCUCCCAGCUGGGAGUGGGCAUGUCUUCCUGACAUCUAUGCCCUGCUCCGUCAGUGGGGAUGCAUGGACCACCUGGACGCCCUAGGCCUGCUGAACGCCACGUUUCCAGAUCAGGAGUGCAGGCGGACAGCGGUCCAGUGGAUGGACUCAAUCUCUGAUCCAGAGCUUCUGGACUUCCUUCCUCAGUUAGUGCAGGCGCUGAAGUACGAGUGUUAUCUGGACAGUCACCUGGUGCGUUUUCUGCUGAGGAGGGCCAUCGGGGACAUCCGCAUUGCUCACUACCUCUUCUGGUUGCUGAAAGAUGCUCUUCAAGACUCUCAGUUUAGCGUGAGGUAUCAGUAUCUGCUGGCGGCUCUUCUCUGCUGCUCUGGUCGUGGUUUGAGAGAAGAGUUUGAUCGGCAAUGCUGGCUGGUCAAUAUUCUGGCUAAAAUAGCCCAGCGAGUUCGAGAUGCCUCGCCUUCAUCCAGACAGGCUAUUCUCCGGGAGGGGCUGGAGGAGGUCAAACAGUUCUUCUCUAUGAACAGCAGUUGUCGACUUCCCUUGAACCCAGGCCUGUUUGUCAAAGGCAUCAACAUACAGUCUUGCUCCUACUUCAACUCUAAUGCAGUGCCCCUGAAGCUGUCGUUCCAGAACCAGGAUUCUCUGGGAGACAACGUCAAUGUCAUUUUUAAGGCUGGAGAUGACCUGCGGCAGGACAUGCUGACGCUGCAGAUCAUUCGGAUCAUGAAUAAGAUCUGGAUCCAGGAGGGACUUGAUAUGAGGAUGGUCAUCUUCCGCUGCUUCUCUACAGGACGAGGCAAAGGCAUGGUAGAGAUGAUUCCCAGUGCAGAAACCCUGAGGAAGAUCCAGGUUGAGCAUGGAGUCACUGGUUCUUUCAAAGACCGGCCUUUGGCAGAUUGGCUGCAGAAACACAACCCUACUGAGGAUGAGUAUGAAAAGGCAGUGGAAAACUUCAUCUAUUCGUGUGCUGGUUGUUGUGUGGCCACAUACAUUCUAGGAAUCUGCGACCGCCACAAUGACAACAUCAUGCUUAAGACCAGCGGACACAUGUUUCACAUCGACUUCGGCAAGUUUCUGGGGCAUGCACAGAUGUUUGGCAGCAUCAAACGGGACCGGGCUCCUUUUGUGUUUACGUCUGACAUGGCGUACGUCAUCAAUGGAGGUGACAAGCCAUCCAGCCGUUUCCAUGAUUUUGUGGACUUGUGUUGUGAAGCCUACAAUCUGAUUAGGAAACAUGCACAUCUUUUUCUCAACCUGCUUGGGCUGAUGCUCUCCAGUGGGAUACCAGAGUUGUCUGAUGUGGAUGAUCUAAAAUAUGUUUAUGAUGCUCUGAGACCACAUGAAUCAGAAGCAGAUGCCACCAUGCACUUCACCAGGCUAAUCGAGUCCAGUCUUGGCAGUGUGGCUACUAAGCUCAAUUUCUUCAUCCAUAACCUGGCCCAAAUGAAAUUUGCGUCCUCUGAGGAGCGCCCCGUUCUGUCAUUUGCUCCCCGUGUCUACACUUUAAAGAGUGAUGGUGUCAUUCGCAGCCUAUUCAUCUACAAACAUAUCAAAACCUAUACUCCAAGCAAAGGCUAUUCUUAUGUUGUGAAAGUGGAGCGGGAAGGUCAACAUGGGUCAACUUUAGUCCAGAGGACAUUUGAAGAGUUCUAUGAACUUCACAGUAAACUGCAGCUCAUCUUCCCUUCACCGAAACUACCCAGCUUCCCCAGCCGCUUUGUGAUUGGUCGCUCUCGAGGAGAGGCCCUUGCAGACAGGAGGAAAGAGGAGCUAAAUGGAUAUGUUUGGCAUCUGAUCCAUGCUACUCAAGAGGUGGCACAGUGUGAUCUGAUCUACACAUUCUUUCACCCUCUACCAAGAGACGAGCGGGCAGGAAGUGUAGGAACUGUUGUUAAUGCACUCCAUAACAAACCAGCAGAUGUGUCCUGGGCUCCUGUGCCCGGUACAGUGGCAGGUGAAGUGAAGCUCUCGGUUCUGUACAAGAGUGACAAGCUUUUCAUUAUGGUGAUGCACAUCAGAGGCUUGCAACCCUUGCAGGACGGAACAGAUCCUGAUCCAUACGUCAAAUUGUACCUCCUCCCAGACCCUCAGAAGACUAGCAAGAGGAAGACCAAAGCAGCCCGGCGAACACGCAACCCCACUUACAAUGAGAUGCUGGUGUAUGACAAGAUUCCACGUGGUGAUUUGCAGCAAAGAACCAUUCACCUGCGGGUACUGAGUGAGGGUGCAUUCUGGGAGAAUACCCUGCUGGGUGAAACCAUUAUUCAACUGAAAGACCUCACUCCGGGCCAUCGCUGGGUUGGCUGGCACCAGCUUGGCACUAGAGGCUCUGACAUAAACCGCUAACACUUGUGAGGAUGUCCAUCGGAAGUGAAGGAUUUCCCAUGAGUCCUUCUGUGUGCAUGUGUUUGUGUCUGUCUUUGCUUAUGGGUUGGGAGUUGGAGAUGCCCAGCUGCUCAGAAGGCUGUUUCCCCCAGUGGGGGUUUGUGUUCAUUGAUUCUUCCAGCCAGGAGACGUGUAGAGUCGGUGAUGGAGUGUCAUCACUUGAUUCUGUUCUGGUGGGGUACCGUGCACCAUGUGAACCAGACCUUGGAUUUAUAAAAUUGGUUCUUAGUGACAAUAUCAGACAAAAACCAUUUGGUGAAACAAGGAUUGGCAGACAGAUUAUUUAAAAAUGAAAUUAAUUCCAUGCGCCAUAUUUUUGGGGAGAUUUUCUGGGAAAUUGCUGUCCAUAAAACCUUAAAGCCCCUAAAUGGUUUGUCUUUUUGAGAAUGCUAAUGGAAAUGUAAGUUAUUUUCUUUUUAAGAUGUUUCUCUAUUGUGGCUCAAUUUUGAGCUAUGUUGUGUCCUGUGACAUUAGAUUUGUCUCUUUGUAUCAGAUUUUGGUGACAUUUACCUAGAAAUUAAUAGCGAGGAACGCCUUUGUACUGUAAAAUUGGGUAUUUCAUAUUGCCUGUGGCAUUUACCUGAUCAUGAUAUAGGGAUGAACACUUGAUAGUCUUUGGCUUGAAAUUGUGGAAUUAACUUGCUCCAUAUAACCACUGCAGGGAGUGACACAAACAGUACAGAGUGAAUGUAGAUUUUUGAUCAUGUAAAAUAAUUGGGUUGAUUAAAAAAAAAAGGAAUUGCAUGUACAGUAUAUUGAACGAAGGAGACAGACCAGGAAUAUGAAUUUCGUUGCAUAAACCUCUGAGAUUUCUUUCCAAAAUGAUGGGGCACAACUUUAUGUGGAGAAAAGGCUUUUGAAGGGACUUGAUUUCAGGGUCAAUGAUUCAAUGGGGUCAAUGAUUUUGCCUUGUUGAUAUAAGCAUAACAUACACAAGAAAAUUUCUGUUAGGAAGUUGUUGAUUUGCAUGCUGUGAUAUUUGCUACUGGAUAAAUAUUGCAUUUUUGCAUUUGUUUGUCAAGUAUAUUGAUCUCACAUUUUUCCAAGUUUUAUUGGUUAAUUUUGUGUGUGUGUGUGUGUGUCAAAGUGGGAGUAAAAUUAAUGCUUUGGACUGUAGUUAGGUCCAUUUCCAUUCCACAUUUGUACAGUAUGUAAAACUGCAUGUAAAUGAAAUGCUAAAUAUACCACAGGAGUUUUUUUUUUUUUUUUUUUUUUUUUUACUUAUGCUUAAAGAUUUUGCUUUUGCAUUUGCUUUACUUUGCACUCCGUUUGAUUUUAAGCUCAUAAAGUUUAGAAGGGAAAUUAAGUAAUUGGAAAUUAAAUUAUAUUUGAUCUUAUUUGCAUAAAAUUCAGAUUUAACCAAGUGGCAUUAAUGUUUGUGUUACAAAAAUAACCUACAAGUCAAAAGUGCAACCCUGUAUGCCGAGGUGCUCUAACAGUCCAGUAGCCUUAAGCAAACUUAGGUAUGCUUAUCCAGGUCAAAGCAGGCCCUGUUCUGUAGCUUUUUCUAACCAGACAAACCAGCUCCAUUUUAGAUAUGAAGUACAUUUUCCUAAGUCUUGAACUUUCUUUCAAAUGACAAAUGGUUGUGUAGGUGUAUAUUUUCUCUCCAAAGGGCACCAUUGUGUGACAUUUAAGCUAAUGGGAAAUGAUUGUAUGAUUGCAUGCCAACCCAAAAUGAAAAAAUGAGUGUUUUAGAAAAAAAAAAAAUAUUGUUUUGUGUGUGUAUGCAGGAAGAGUUUGGAUUUAAAGGUAUAGUACUUUUAUAACGUUUGUGUUCCUUAUUUUAAUAAAUAAAAGAGGAUGUGAGUAAAAUCAAUAGGGUUGGCAUACUGUAAAUGCUGAGAAUAUAAUUUUGAUGUGACUUAUGGAUUAUAAAUGGGCUUUGUCAUUUUAUACUUUCUAGACUGAAGGUUUAAUGCAUUCUUAUUUCACACCAUGUUUUCAAACUUUAUUUGCACUUAAUAAAUGCACAGGGAAACUGACUUGAUGCUUUUUGUUUUGUUUUCUACCAGUUUUUUCUUUAUUGGACCACAUACACUUCUACAAGGAUGGUGCAAUUGAUCAAUGCCAAAUGAUGAAACUUGUGCAAAACACUAGUCCUGUAUAGAGACAGAGCAUGUGUCAUAAUCUAAAAACCAACCCUCUCCAUUGACUUUCUAUUGUGGAAGGCUGCCUCCUUGAUAAUUCUGACUUGUAACAAA
Messenger RNA from Carassius auratus (goldfish), 7001 nucleotides. RefSeq names its product phosphatidylinositol 4-phosphate 3-kinase C2 domain-containing subunit beta-like. Gene Ontology annotation, biological process: phosphatidylinositol 3-kinase/protein kinase B signal transduction; cell migration; phosphatidylinositol-3-phosphate biosynthetic process. Gene Ontology annotation, molecular function: phosphatidylinositol binding; 1-phosphatidylinositol-3-kinase activity; 1-phosphatidylinositol-4-phosphate 3-kinase activity. The record is from RefSeq and is a predicted model, not a curated record. The transcript has 32 exons. Bases 1 to 4758 code for a protein of 1585 amino acids. Lineage: Eukaryota; Metazoa; Chordata; Actinopteri; Cypriniformes; Cyprinidae. Gene Ontology annotation, cellular component: cytoplasm; phosphatidylinositol 3-kinase complex; plasma membrane.